GCUUUAAAAAUAGAAAUCGAUAAAGACUAUGACAGAACGUAAAAACAGGAUACAAUACAGAAUCAUUUCUCGUUAUUUAUCAUUUUUUUAAAAAUGGAAAAUCGUUCGCUCGAUUCUGUACAUAUGGUACGUUACUGCGCGUCGCUUGACGCGCAUGCGCUAAAGAAACGUCAGUCUGACAACAACUGGCUCGCUCUCUCUGUCGUCGAUCAGUUCGUUCUGAGACGUGAAACGACGAGGUGUACAUUGACGUUCAUCCGACGAAAUCGCUCGAUUCAACAACGAAGACCUCCAAUCUCUCUUUCGUCUGUCGGCGACUGGGAAUCGCGCGGGUGCGUUUAUCGAAUUUCUGUAGGGCGUAGUGAAACGGAUUUAUAUCGAAGAGAAUCGCAAACGACGAACACGCGAGCGAUGCGGAGCGAAGGUGGACGGAGAUAGACGACGGGACGAGACCAAAGUGCGGGCACAGCUGUUUCGCGAAGAGGGGGAGGCCGAAUAGACGCGAAUCCGCGAGAGCGAGCAAGUGGAGGAAAACGUCGGAUACGAGAAUCGAUCGAGGGUUAUUAAAAGAAAAAGCCGCGGAAGUCGCGAGUAUCGCGUCUGUCCUCGCUAAUCCAGGGUAAAUAUCCUUGAGGAAAGGAGAGAGGAGGAGAGUCAUUGCACUUUUCUCGCGCGAGAGCGAGCGUCCUGAAAAAAAAAAUCAUCCUCGGGAUCUCCAAACAUGUGGCAUCCCAGCCGCGAGAGUAGAAGCACCCAGAUGGAGGAACCUGUUACAGCGGACGAGAGGAAGCGGUGGCGUCGCGACGACCACCAGGACGACGACGUCGACGACAAGGACAAGGACGAUUACGAAGCGGGCAACGUCGAUUCCGGGUUCCUGUCGAGCGGCAAUCUGCAGUUCAGCGACGAGAUUCGCGACUCGGAGUUACCGCAACAGGGGGGGCAGUCGGGGGUAGGGGACGCGGGGGCGGGGGUGCCGACUCCCGCGCCAGCGGCCGUGACGACGACCGCAUCAUCAUCGGCGACGACGGCGAUCGCGGAGGAGCCAAUGAGGGCGAUCGACAGCGGCGUGGACCUCGACCUCACCGAGACCCUGAGCCAGCUCAGCCUGAAGCAGGUCAGCCUGAACCCGCUCGCCUCCAAGAGCGGCAAGUUGAUUCAGGCGGUCGAGUCGGCGAGCCCCGAGCUGUCACCCGUGACCGCGAACCUUACGCAACCGGACGACAACACCAAGUUACAGCACGAUGAGGCGUUUCUGUUCGAGCAACCCCAACGGGAGAGCGAGACCAGCAACGAGGAACCCUGGCAGCUCUAUUAUACGCAGGACGACGAUGGUGACACGCAAUUGCAUAUCGCAAUCGUACAAGGCUUUGUGGAAGCUGCGCUCUGUUUAAUAAGAAUGGCGCCUGACCCGUGCCUAUUGGACAUCAUAAAUGACGACUGGCAAUCGCCUUUACAUCUGGCAGUGUUGACGCACCAACCGCUCAUUGUCAGGCACUUAAUCCUGGCGGGCGCGGAUCCAUCUCUAAGGAAUUUCCGUGGGAACACGGCUCUACACCUAGCUUGUGCGAGCGGAGAUCUCGGUUGCGCUAAAGCUCUCACAGAUCCACUAUACCCGAUGGAGAGGAAUAAGCUGACGCUCGGACAACAAGUACCUGCCUUACCACAAAACUUGGAGCAACGUAAUUACAACGGUGAGAUGUGCUUGCACUUGGCCGCCGCAAACGGACAUGUGGAUCUAGUGCGACUUCUGUUGCGUUUAGGCGCCGAUCUCAAGGCGAAGGAAGGUCUGGCAGGAUACACAGCCCUUCAUCUCGCGGUGGAGCGCGAAUGUCGGCCAGUGUUCGAGCUUCUAUUGCCAGAAUGUCAACGAACAUCGUGUCUGGACGAGCGAACGUAUCGCGGCACGACAGCCUAUCAAUUGACUCUGGACGUCUACAGUGCAUUCGCCAAGGAGGCUCGCAGAAAGCUGGUACGACACGGCGCGGCGCCGGAACCACUGCCAGAGUCGGAUUCCGAGAGCAGCGAGGACGAGGAAACGGAGAGGUCAUUGUGGACAGCGGAUUAUUUGCCCGCGAUCGUCAAGACACAAAACACGGUUGGAGUGACAGUCUAAGUUAUUCAUCGGUCAGUAAUCUAUUCAUUAAUUCAUUCAACGUUUUUGGGCGCUGCACAUAGUUGGAUGGAAAGAAGAUAGAAAGAACGUGAUGCGCAUACACAUGAAGAUCUAUCGAAUCACUUUUACGAAAUUAUUUUAGUUUAUUAUAUAGUCGAAUGAAGAUGGACGUAUAAUUACAGCGAACAAAAUAUGUAUAAACAAAAUUGUAAAAGUACGUCUCGCGUCUCUCUCUAUCUUCUAUAUGCAUUAUAUGUUACGCAUGCAUUAAAUUGUAUUUUGACUUUCAAUGAGUUCACGAAAUUAUCUUAAUUAACGGGGUGAAUUUUCAAAUGAAUAAAUCAUCUGGAAAAAAUAGAACAAAAUUAUAUUUAAUGCAAAUCAACUUGUAACUUGAAUUUUGACACGCUGGACGACGUCAUUUUAAGAUAUUAAAGUUAUUAAGACAAAUAAUUAAAAUCAGAAUUGAUAGAUAAGAAAAAGAAUUGCAUUUGGCAUAAUAAUAUGAUUUUAAUGCAUAUAAUGCACAAGUAAAAUCGAUGUUUAGCUUUGAAACGCGUCUCUGUAAUGUCAUCUUAAUCUGCUGGAUGGAUUAAGACUUAUAGUGAAAAGUGGAAGGAGUUGCCAGAAUUAAUAAAUAGCAAGUGGCACAAGAUUAGCUUCAAUGUGUGUUACAUAAUAUAUAAUGGAUGGUCAUAGAAAUGUCUUGAAUCAACAAGUAUUACUAUUACAGUAGACUGCGUACGUUUUUUAAAUCGAUAUCGGCAGCAAUAUGUGCAGGUUGAAGGAUGAACGAGUAACGUUCGAAAUCGAGGAUCUCAGAAACGAACUUAUACGCGACUUAACGAAUAUCCGAUUACGAACGAAGCGACAAUACGUAAGUGCGAGCUCCUAACGGUCGUUCACUUUUCCUCUAAUAAUCCUUUGCAAGCCAAUAGGCAUGCAGCAGUGUUCCGAGUGUUGUACAGAGUGUUCCAAGAAAGGCUGUACCAAUAAUAUAAAGAACAAUGUAUAUUUUAACGCGAAUAAGAGAGAAAGAGAGAGAAAAUAUGUAUGUGUGUAUAUAUGUGUGUUUUCUUAUAAUAUUGGCGUAGAAUCUGCGAACAAUUGUGUUAAUUCUGAGAUGUGUGUUAGUUAUGACGAAGCGAGAAUGGAAUUUGCGCUAAGCCAAUACUUCAUAAUUGUAAAUAGAGGAUACAUUUUACUAAACUGCGUCGAAUGCGAAUAUUCUUGAAGAAAACUCUUGUUGUCAGAGAUCGUAGAUCUCAUAGAAUAGAUGCAAAGUUGACAACAUACAUAUUUUAAAUCGGAGAGAAUAAUCAAAUCCACAUUCUUAUGUGCGACUUAUAAUAUAUUUAUAAUCAUAAGUAUCGAAAAAAAAUCCAAAACGAUACGAUAUUCACUGUUAAUUGAAUCAAUGUUUCAUGGUAUGCAAUUGUUUCCAUCGAUACAGUUAAUCUUCCUUUCAUCUCUUCGUAUAUAGACAUCUUCCAUUAGAUUCAUGAGUAUAUGUUAUUUUCACGGUAUGUUAAUGACAAUGAUGACGAUAUCAUUAUAUUGUUAUAUUCGUACA
Camponotus floridanus (Florida carpenter ant) is the source of this 3689-nucleotide messenger RNA. RefSeq names its product NF-kappa-B inhibitor cactus. Gene Ontology annotation, molecular function: protein binding. The record is from RefSeq and is a predicted model, not a curated record. The transcript is spliced from 3 exons. Bases 722 to 2116 code for a protein of 464 amino acids. NCBI's taxonomy places the organism in Eukaryota, Metazoa, Arthropoda, Insecta, Hymenoptera, Formicidae.